Prunus persica (peach) is the source of this 2038-nucleotide messenger RNA. RefSeq names its product NEP1-interacting protein 2. Bases 783 to 1490 code for a protein of 235 amino acids. The record is from RefSeq and is a predicted model, not a curated record. The transcript has 5 exons. NCBI's taxonomy places the organism in Eukaryota, Viridiplantae, Streptophyta, Magnoliopsida, Rosales, Rosaceae.
UUUCUAUGUUGAGGUGGCAGAAGCAAGAACAUACCAUUUCAAGCAAAAACCAAUAACCAAACCAACCCAAAAACAAAGAAAGAAAAAAAAAAUUGCAGAUAUUUUCAUUGCCUUCGCCUGCUCUGGAAAAAAGGAAAAUCUUCCAAGCUUCGUAGUAACUACUUGUGGGCAGCGGUGGCCAAUCAAUUGGGCUCAAAAGCUCACAAAACCAACCCCACACCCUUGACUCUCUCUCUCUCUCUCAUUGUUGAAAAAUGGGUGAUGGAAAAUAAAAAUUUAAUUUUGCAGUGACGGGUUUUGUGGACGAUUAAUAGCCUGAACAAGGACGCUCGAUUGUCAAAGCAGAAGCUUCUUAGUCAUGGGUUUCUAUUUCUCUUCUCUCUCUCUCUCUCUCUCUCUCUCUCUCACACACACACAUGUAUUUGUAGCCAAAAUUACUAAUCUUUUUCUACAAAGGUAAAGGCCUAUAUUUUCUUUCAUCCACGAGCAAAUAUAGCUCUAAUGGAAGAAAACAGGGCUUUUUAGAUAGAGAGAGAAAGAGAGAAAGCGACAGAGGGAGAGAGUUGUAUGUCAAAGAGAAAAAAAAGCUUUAAAUGCGAGUUGGUUGAUGUGGUUUUCCCGUCUUCUAUCUCUUCUCUUAAGGACUAAGCAUACCUAUCCCUUCUUUUAUAUAUACACGCAGAUAUUGGUGACCUCUUUAAAGGGUUUAAAUUUCAUUGCUUUAAGAUCAACAACAUCCAGCUACAAAGGCUUUUAUAAACCCAACAGUUUCUGACCCAACAAUGGAUUUUAUUGCACACCCAUCUCGGUUUUCUUCAUCUUCUUCGUUUUCAUUUGGGAAUUUCUUUGAGAGGAUCAAGGAAUUUUGCAACUUUGCGGUCUCUGCGAUUCUUGGGAACAUUUUCUCUGCGAUCUUCACCUUCUUCUUUGCAUUAGUGGGCACCAUGUUAGGAGCUAUGACUGGAGCUUUGAUAGGCCAAGAGACUGAGAGUGGAUUUGUAAGAGGGGCUGCUGUUGGAGCAAUAUCAGGAGCUGUUUUCUCUAUCGAAGUGUUUGAAUCUUCCCUUAUUCUUUGGCAAUCAGAUGAGUCCGGAAUUGGGUGUCUUCUUUAUUUGAUUGAUGUCAUUGCAAGUCUCCUAAGUGGUAGACUAGUCCGUGAGCGGAUCGGUCCAGCCAUGUUAAGUGCAGUGCAAAGUCAGAUGGGUGCAGUUGAAUCAAGCUUUGAUGAGAUCCCCAAUAUCUUUGACACUGGUGGGUCCAAAGGGUUGCCUGGAGAUUCAGUUGAAAAGAUCCCAAAGAUCAUUAUUACUAGCAACAAUAAUGUGGAUGCUUCUGGGGAGAAAGUCUCUUGUUCAGUUUGCCUUCAGGACUUUCAGCUUGGAGAGACAGUUAGAAGUUUGCCCCACUGCCAUCACAUGUUUCAUCUACCUUGUAUAGAUAAGUGGCUCCUGCGGCAUGGUUCAUGCCCACUAUGCAGAAGGGAUCUGUGAUCUGUGAUGUGUCUGUAAAUUACCAAAUGAGUAAAGUUCUUUUACUGAUCAUACAAAUUUUGUACCCUUUUUUCAUCUGUAUUGUUGGUUACCAGGCUGCUCCAGUAGUUUCAUGCUCAACACUGUGAGUUGAUGUAUAAAUUUUUUGAUUUUAUGAUAGUUUUUAUUGCACAGCUACCCCUACUUUCACAGCACCACAUUUACUCUUUUGUACUGGCAAGGACAAUUGUGCUUUUGGUUGGUUAAUGGUGGCGUGGCAAGGCAUUUAACCUCUAGCCUCAGCCUAGAGGUGGAGGGCCCUGCUUGACAUCAAGGCUCUAUCUGCAAAAACAGAUUCCAUUGAAGAAUUAGAAACGUUUCUCUUUUGGUGAAUUGAAGAAGUAAAGACACUGAAAGAAGAAAUGUAUUUUGAAUCCUGAGUUACUAGUGAUCAGAGGUACUUUUUUCUCCAGCAUAUUGGGAUCCAAUGCCAGAAUUUGUCUGCAGAGAGUAAAAGAUGUUAAUAACUAUUUACAAGGAUAACGUAAAGCUACUUAUCCAGAUUUCCA